AUGAGGUUGUACAUUUCAGCUACAGAUGAAACCAUUGGAAGCAUGCUAGCUCAAGAGGAUGAAAAUGGCAUCGAAAGAGCCAUAUUUUAUUUAAGUCGCGUUUUAAAUGAUGCUGAAACUCGAUACACUAUGAUCGAGAAGUUGUGUCUGUGUUUGUAUUUCUCUUGUACCAAGCUGAAAUAUUAUAUAAAGCCAAUUGAUGUAAUGGUUUUCUCUCAUUUCGAUAUAAUAAAACACAUGUUAUCCAAACCUAUUUUGCAUAGUCGAAUUGGUAAAUGGUCUUUAGCUUUAACCGAGUAUUCACUUACAUAUGUCCCUCUAAAAGCAAUUAAGGGGCAAGCAGUAGCAGAUUUCUUAGCAGACCACACUCUGCCUAGGGAAAUAACCUAUGUAGGAAUGCAACCUUGGAAACUGUUCUUCGAUGGCUCAAGCCAUAGAGAGGGAUCAGGAAUUGGGAUGUUCAUAGUAUCCCCACAAGGCAUCCCUACUAAGUUCAUGUUUCGAAUUAGAGAAAGUUGCUCUAAUAACGAAACUGAAUACGAAGCCUUAAUCUCGGGCCUCGAAAUCCUAUUGGCUUUGGGGGCAAGAAACGUCAUUAUUAAAGGCGAUUCCGAGUUGGUAAUAAAACAACUAACCAAGGAGUAUAAGUGCGUUAGUGAAAACUUUGCAAAGUAUUACGUAAAAGCAACGGGUUUACUAGCCAAUUUCGACCAAGCAGGAAUCGGCCACAUACCUAGGAUAAGCAAUCAAGAAGCUAAUGAGUUAGCACAAAUUGCCUCUGGGUAUAUGGUAGAUAAAAAUAUACUGAAGGAAUUGGUUAGGAUCAAAGAAAAGUUGAAUCCUUUAGAUCUCGACAUCAUGGUUAUCGACAACCUAACACCUAGCGAUUGGAGAAAGCCAAUUGUCGACUACUUGCAGAACCCUGUGCGAACUACAGAAAUGCUUGAGUGA
Messenger RNA from Lotus japonicus, 951 nucleotides. RefSeq lists its product as uncharacterized. NCBI's taxonomy places the organism in Eukaryota, Viridiplantae, Streptophyta, Magnoliopsida, Fabales, Fabaceae. Gene Ontology annotation, molecular function: nucleic acid binding; RNA-DNA hybrid ribonuclease activity. The coding region runs from base 1 to 951 and encodes 316 amino acids. The record is from RefSeq and is a predicted model, not a curated record. The transcript has a single exon.